CGCACGAAGUAGUAAAUAUACAAUAUACAACGGGAAAACUUAGUUUUGCAAGGUUUACAAGUUAUAACACAAAUAAUACUUCAAAUAUGAAGAUUACAAAAAAAUUUGAAUUAUUUUUAAAAAGUAAAAUAGAUCCAAGAUCAUUAAACGAAAAUAGGAAUGUUUCUUCUGAAAUAACAGUGGAAAAGGAAAAUAAAUUUUACAAAUAUUCAGUUGGAAUUUGUGCUUGCCUUGGAGGACUUCAAUACAGCGGCUAUCAAGUCUGGACUGCCUCAUCAUUGCCCUAUUUAAUAAGUGUGGAAUCGCCAAUACAAAUUUCUGAAAUUCAAGCAGCUUGGAUGGUAUCGAUAUACCUCAUUGGCGAAACAAUUGGACAUUUGUUAAAUCCCCUCUUUUUUAACAGAAUUGGUCGAAAAUUCUCAAUAACCUUGUCAAUUAUUAUUGGCCUAAUGGGUUUAUUUCUAAUUUUUUUAUUUGAUUCAUAUAUCUGUUUGUGUGUAGCACGUCUAUUAGGUGGUAUCUCCCAAGCAAUAUUCACCGGAUGUAUAAUAAUUUAUUUAACAGAAAUUUUCGACAAUAAUUUUAAAGAAAUAUUUAUAAUCAUUAUACCGUUGAUUGAUAAAGGAGGUAUGUUUUUGUUUUCUCUAAUUGCUUCUUUUGUCACAUACAAUUCAGUGAAUUUAAUGAUUCUUAUAACGGUCAUUAUAAUUUGCCUGUCACAUUGGUUCAUACCAGAGAGUCCAUAUUUUUACUUUAUCAAGGAUAAAGAUGAUAAAGCUAUCAAGUGUUUAAGAAAAUUGAAAGGUGUAAUUGAGACGAAAAAGGUGGAAUCUGAUAUUUUAAAAAUAAAACUCGUCAUUCUUGAAGAUGAGAAAAAUAGAAAAGUAUCUUUAAAGAAUUUAUUUCGCAACAUUCAAUAUCGAAAGAGUCUGAUGAUUCUUGUUCUUUUAGAAUUAACUCAUCAAAUGACUGGUAUCCACACUAUUUAUGGAUAUUCGGAACAAAUACUAAAUGAUUCUGAUAGUCCUCUAAAUUCUAAAUAUGGUUUUAUGAUUUUCAAUUUCUUUCAAUUCUGUGCAGGUGUUAUUGAAAUUUACAUCACUGAACAUGUGAGUGAAAGAAUUUUCUUUAUAUCAACAGCAUUGAUACAAUCAUUAUCUUUGAGUGUGCUUGGAAUUUUUUUUCUAUUGAAAAAUUCUUUCAAAAUUGAUGUGUCGUCAGUGACGUGGCUUCCACUAGUUUCAUUAAUUUUAUUUGGAAUUGUUUAUACAUUGGGUGUGGCACCUAUUACAAAUCUAUUGCAAGGUGAACUUUUUCCAUUGCACGUUAAAGGUGCUGCAAUGACAUUUGGCUCGAUUUUAGGAUCAUUUUUUGGCUUCAUUGGUACAUUGGGUUACGUGAUAUUUAAGCAAAAUUUUGGCGAUCAUUCACCUUUUUUGGCUUACGCAACAAUUUGUCUUGUUACAUCGUUGAUUGUCUUUUGGAAAAUUCCAGAAAUCAAAGGCAAAUCUCUCAAAGAUAAUAAUCAGCAAAUGGGUGAAUAAUGAUUAUAUGUACAGGUAAAAUAAAAUGAAUUUACAAUUUUAAAAGAGCGUAUUUCUUAUUGAAAAAAGCUCGCAAUUCUUAGAAAAAAUAGCUAAUAUGUAGAGCGAUAAAUGGGAAAAAUAGAAGAUGAAGAAAAAGAAAAAAUACAUAUAUUUAUAAAAUUUAACAUUUUUGCUGAUGUUUUGAAUUGGAUCAAAAUUGUGAUUUUUAUCUGAACUGAAUGAGAAAAAUUAUUAUUUAACGAAAGAUUUCUGAAAAAAUAGAUCAUCCAUAAUUAUUUGAAAUAAAUUGUAAUUAACUUUUUUCUCCAGUACAUAUCUACCAGAGGUCUCAAAAAUUUAAUUUCAUCAUUAAAAAAGCAUCUAUACCAGUGCACCAAAUUUGAUUAAAAUGGUAAUGUUAAUUAUCUUUACGAUAGAACCUCCUUAAUUUUAUCUUAAAAAAUGUAUAGACAUCUCCGUUAGGUUCUGCACUUGAGAGAAAAAGUUGUAUCUCAAAGAGGAAUUUUCUUUUGUAAAUAAAAAAAAAAAUUUCCCUUUGAUGUGCAUAGUUUAAAGAGCUUUUUUGAAUACAAAAACAUUGUAUUAACAUUAACUUAUCUAUCUCCAAUCAAUUUCCGUCCCGAAACAGCUAACUAUUAGUCAAGGCAAACGAUUUUUGAGUAACCUUUCAGUGAAGUCAAGGAUCAUUAUAGAGAAAUGGACACCAGUGAAUGCGAUUGUAUAUAUAUAUAUAUAUAUUUAUACAUAACAAAUAUUUCGAUUCGUAAUUAGAAGCGUGUCGUGAACUGACAUUCUAAUUUAUCUUGAUCCAAGGACACAUAUCAAUUGUAUAUAUAUAUAUAUAUAUAUAUAUAUACGGUGUCCAUGGCUUGUAUAUAAUCGUAGACGAGACAUAUUUGUAAUGUCCUCUCUCGUAUGGAGUGUCUUAUCGACGAGCUGUCGAGGGAACCUGAGGAAGCCAUUUAGGAAUGAGACGUUGCCGACUAAUGGACCGAAGAAAACGUGUGUAUAGGUACAUGGUGUGCCAUGCUGUGUAGAGACGAAGAAGAAGAAGAAGAACUAUAUAUCGAGAAAGAUGACUUUCGAAAUGGAGGAGGCAAAGACUGAAGAAGAUGGAAGAGAACGAAAUAAAAGGAAUAAAAAAAAAGAGUCGAGAAGGUCAAAGUCGGCAGAUCAAGAGGCUUGGAUGUUACGUUUGCCGCGAGAUACGAUCGGACGGGAACCUAUAUAUACGAAGGAUAUAUACAUUUACUGGAAGCUUGAGCUUAUAUUCGACCUGAGUUCAAAAAAUCAAGUCCCAAUGGCACGCCCCCGAAAAGCGGUUUCACAUCAAUGGUUAUAUCCCCCGAAAAGUCAUUCGGAUCCCAUACUAGUGUCUCUCAGGUAUUUACCUGCGCCCUUGUCACCUAUCUUUCGAUUUAGUAGAAAACUUGGCGUUUUUUUUGGGUCGACUUUAAUAGAUCCAAAGUCGUUCGAUGUUUGGACGUUUGUGGUAAACAGAACGACACCCAGUGAUCUAUGUAUGUCCUGUGACGGGGAUAAAACGAGCCGCUACUAGUCUCGACCAGCAGGGUGGCUCCAAAUAGCCACCCUUCAAACACUAUGUAUCUUCUUUUCUCUUCGAUUGCCUACUGGUUGUUGUAUGUAUAUAUAAAUGGAGACGGGAGAGUUACGUGCAAACUCAAGGACGGACAUUUUUUGAGACGUUAAAAGUCACGUGGAAGGUGUCAGGAUAUAAUAUAUAUAAAAUCGAAAGAGGGUUGACAAAGAAAGCCCGCUGAGACAAAGCGUUUUUUGCAUGUUCACGACCUCAUUUUCGGCGUCCGUUCAUUGAAGUUUCUCUUCACAUUUCCUAUAUAUAUAUACAUAUAUAAGGCUGCCCAAUUUCCGGUGAAGAGUUUCGAAUCUCUUUGAACUUCUUUAAAGAUCCUUUUUCUUUUUUUUUUUUUAACCAACAGUUUUACCAAGUAGGGUAACAAGCAAAUGUCACUCUUCUUUGUAUACUUCAAUCAAAGGCGGUUUACUUUGAUCCUACAGGAAGUCCUGGUACUUUUCACUUUUUAAGUACUUCUUUUACUUGGAAAUUUUCUCUAAUUGACCAAAUUUACAGUUUAAAAGAAAUAAGAAGAACAAUUAUUAUUAUAACGAAGAAUAGAAUAGAAAAAGAAG
Messenger RNA from Leptopilina boulardi, 3716 nucleotides. Its product is annotated as facilitated trehalose transporter Tret1-like. Gene Ontology annotation, biological process: transmembrane transport. Gene Ontology annotation, cellular component: membrane. The transcript is spliced from 2 exons. The record is from RefSeq and is a predicted model, not a curated record. Gene Ontology annotation, molecular function: transmembrane transporter activity. The coding region runs from base 87 to 1544 and encodes 485 amino acids. NCBI's taxonomy places the organism in Eukaryota, Metazoa, Arthropoda, Insecta, Hymenoptera, Figitidae.